This is a messenger RNA of Beta vulgaris subsp. vulgaris (sugar beet), 2790 nucleotides long. Its product is annotated as dolichyl-diphosphooligosaccharide--protein glycosyltransferase subunit STT3B. The coding region runs from base 279 to 2501 and encodes 740 amino acids. Gene Ontology annotation, cellular component: membrane. NCBI's taxonomy places the organism in Eukaryota, Viridiplantae, Streptophyta, Magnoliopsida, Caryophyllales, Amaranthaceae. Gene Ontology annotation, molecular function: oligosaccharyl transferase activity. The record is from RefSeq and is a predicted model, not a curated record. The transcript is spliced from 6 exons.
GAAAGAACUUCAGUUUUAUCCUCAACUUAACCUUUGUCACCAACUGAAAUGUCACUGUUCCGAUCUAGAUACUAAAUUGGUUCACCUCAGAUCCAUCCCUCCACGUACUUUAGUACUUUACAAUCUCUCCAAUAGGGUUUUUCUAAUUUCCCAUUUCCAUAAACCCUAAAACUUUCCUACAAUGAAAAUUUAACUCUUUUUACUAAAUUUAUCUUCCCUAUAUAAUAUAUAUCCCUCCAAUUCGCAAUUGCCCAGAUCAAGACAUCUGAUCAACAACAAUGGCGGCCAAAGCGGAAGCCAUGGCAGGAGGUGCAAAACCUCAAGAUCCGAAAUCCCCAGAUCCAUUAUUCAACCCUUCAAGUUUCAAUUUAUCUCUGAAAUCUCUGAAGCUGAAAACCAAACAACAAGAAUUCCUAAUCAGGGUAACAAUCCUGUCUCUCGUUUAUAUACUAGCUUUCAGCACUCGUCUAUUCAGUGUACUUCGUUAUGAAAGCAUGAUCCAUGAAUUUGAUCCAUACUUCAAUUAUCGCACUACUCUGUAUUUAACAGAAAAAGGGUUUUAUGAAUUUUGGAAUUGGUUUGACUCAGAAAGUUGGUACCCUUUAGGAAGGAUCAUUGGGGGUACUCUUUACCCAGGUCUUAUGGUAACUGCUGCAUUGAUCUACUGGGGUCUUCGAUUUCUUCGUUUUGCGGUCCACAUUCGAGAGGUUUGUGUGUUAACUGCCCCAUUUUUUGCAUCAAAUACUACUUUGGUAGCUUAUUUCUUUGGGAAAGAGAUUUGGGAUACUGGGGCAGGACUUGUGGCAGCGGCAUUGAUUGCCAUUUGCCCCGGUUAUAUUUCGAGAUCAGUUGCUGGGUCUUAUGACAAUGAAGGGGUUGCCAUUUUCGCUCUGCUGUUUACUUUUUAUCUCUUUGUUAAGGCAGUUAAUACGGGUUCGCUUGCUUGGGCAUUGGGGUCUGCUUUCGGCUACUUCUAUAUGGUUUCAGCUUGGGGAGGCUAUGUUUUUAUCAUCAAUUUGAUACCUUUGUAUGUGCUGGUGCUUUUGAUAACGGGCCGAUAUUCGAUGAGGCUCUACAUUGCGUACAAUUGUAUGUAUGUGGUGGGAAUGUUGUUGGCAAUGCAAAUUCGGUUUGUUGGAUUUCAACACGUGCAGUCUGGUGAGCAUAUGGCUGCCAUGGGCGUGUUUUUCUUGAUCCAGGUGUUUUACUUUUUGAAUUGGGUGAAGCACCUGCUCAGUGAUACAAAGUUGUUCGAGACCUUUUUGAGGAUAACAGUUACCUCAGCAGUUAGUGUGGGUGUCAUUGCAUUGGGACUUGGCAGUGCAUCUGGCUACAUAUCUCCAUGGACAGGACGUUUUUACUCUCUCUUGGAUCCAACCUAUGCAAAGGAUCACAUCCCAAUAAUUGCUUCUGUUUCUGAGCAUCAACCUACAGCUUGGUCAUCAUUUAUGUUUGAUUUCCAUAUUCUGCUUUUCCUUUUCCCAGCAGGUCUAUAUUUUUGCUUUAAGCGUUUGACAGAUGCCACCAUAUUUAUCGUUAUGUAUGGUUUGACCAGCAUGUACUUUGCUGGUGUUAUGGUUCGUUUGAUCCUAGUUGCCACUCCUGCAGUCUGCCUUAUUAGUGCUAUUGCAGUUUCUGCAACUAUAAAGAAUUUGACUUCAUUGUUGAGGUCUAAAAACAAGGUUCUGUCCGGCUCUGUUAAAGGAAAUGCAAGUGUCAAGGCUUCUUCUAAGGCUACAGCUGAUCAGUCGUUGCCUUUCCAAAGAAAUGCCGCUAUUGCGUUGCUUCUGGGUGCAUUUUACUUGCUCAGCAGAUAUGUUAUCCACUGUACAUGGGUUACAUCAGAGGCUUAUUCAUCUCCUUCAAUAGUUUUAGCUGCAAGGGGUGCACAUGGAAAUCGGAUUAUCUUUGAUGAUUACCGUGAGGCAUAUUAUUGGCUUCGGCAAAAUACUCCUCCUGAUGCAAAAGUGAUGUCAUGGUGGGAUUAUGGUUAUCAGAUCACUGCCAUGGGAAACAGGACAGUCAUUGUAGAUAAUAACACUUGGAAUAACACACACAUUGCUACAGUUGGACGGGCAAUGUCAUCGUAUGAAGAUGAAGCAUAUGAAAUUAUGCAAUCACUUGAUGUGGAUUACGUGUUAGUUGUGUUUGGUGGUGUCACUGGCUAUUCUUCUGAUGAUAUUAACAAAUUCUUAUGGAUGGUGAGAAUUGGUGGAGGAGUUUUCCCAGUCAUCAAAGAGUCUGAUUAUCUUGUAAAUGGGGAGUAUCGUGUUGAUAAAGGCGCAGCUCCUAAGAUGUUAAAUUGUCUCAUGUACAAAUUAUGCUAUUACCGGUUUGGAGAGCUGCGCACAGAAUAUGGCAAGCCUCCUGGCUAUGAUCGUGCUAGAGGUGUUGAAAUCGGGAACAAGGAUGUGAAGCUCGAGUAUUUGGAAGAAGCAUUCACAACAUCAAACUGGAUAGUUCGGAUAUACAAAGUUAAACCACCUAAUAAUAGGUGGUGAGCUAACAAACCUCCUCUCCUGAAAACAAAGGGAUGCAAAGUGCCUUGCGGAAUUAGAAUAGAUGUGAUAGCUGAAAUUUUUCCUUUGGUAUUUUGAUGAGAGGUAGAAUGAGCUAUGUUUUGUUUAGUCUAGUUUUUUUACCUUCAGCAACUUUUUAAUUUUUUUUUUUUGAGAGGAGCAACUUUUUCAUUUUCAGAAACCAUCUUUCCGUUUAGUAUUUGUACGGGAUGUACAAGAGGUCAACGUGGACAGGUUCUUAACUAUUUAUGGAAGAUUUUUUGUUCACACA